Molecule: messenger RNA, 2956 nt
Organism: Phalacrocorax carbo (great cormorant)
Lineage: Eukaryota; Metazoa; Chordata; Aves; Suliformes; Phalacrocoracidae
Source: RefSeq, a predicted model, not a curated record
AAAAAAAAACAGUAUAGAACUUCCUUCUGUACAAAGGUCAGUAAAUAUAACAAGCUGCCUGAGAUCUCUUGGUCAGCAGCAUGGGUCGGCUUGAUGGGAAGAUCAUACUGCUGUCGGCAGCAGCACAGGGGAUUGGACGAGCAGCUGCUAUAGCUUUUGCUAAAGAAGGAGCUGAAGUUAUUGCUACAGACAUCAAUGAGUCUAAGCUGCAAGAACUGGAGAAAUAUCCAGGCAUUCAAAUACGGGUUCUGGAUGUCACCAAAAAGGAGCAGAUAGAAAAUCUGGCCAAGGAGAUUGAAAAGAUCGAUGUCCUCUGUAACGUUGCAGGGUUUGUUCAUCAUGGAACCAUUCUGGAGUGCGAGGAGGAAGACUGGAACUUCACUAUGAACCUCAAUGUUCGCAGCAUGUAUCUAAUGAUCAAGACAUUCCUUCCUAAGAUGCUUAAACAGAAAUCUGGAAAUAUUAUAAAUAUGUCUUCCGUGGCAUCCAGCAUUAAAGGAGUUGUGAACAGAUGUGUAUAUAGUACUUCAAAGGCAGCAGUUAUUGGUCUAACAAAGUCUGUGGCUGCUGAUUUCAUUGAACAAGGCAUCCGAUGCAACUGCAUAUGUCCUGGAACUGUUGACACACCAUCUUUACAGGAAAGAAUCCAAGCUCGGCCUAACCCAGAACAGGCUUUGAAAGACUUUCUAGCCAGGCAGAAGACUGGUAGGAUGGCCACUGCUGAAGAAGUGGCCCAUCUCUUUGUGUACUUGGCCUCUGAUGAAUCUGCCUAUGUGACUGGUAAUGAACUAAUCAUCGAUGGAGGAUGGAGCUUGUGAUUGACCCUACCUGCAAAUGGAAACUCAUACUAUGAAAGGCAAAAAGUGAGGCUUAUAUUUCGUGGUUAAGAUAGGUUGCAAAGAUUUAGACUGCUCACACGAUGUCUUUCAAAACAAACUUGGUGCAUUUCUGCUGCUCUAUGAUCUCUUUAUAGGUUGAUCUUACUGAUUCACUUUCCCCUAAAUAGUGAAAUGCUGGAGUAAAACAUACUUCAUGUGGCUUCCUUUUGUGAUAACUCAAAAAAACAUGAGAAAAUAGCAAUUUAACAUUUAAGAUUUCCAAGAACAUUGUUUAAGGUACAAAAUCUGAGUUGUGUUUUAAGCAAACCUGAGUGAAAGGAAUUAAAUACUACCUUUUAUUCUCAUCCUACAAAGUAUUUGGAAGCUGAAGAUUAGGUUUCGUACUAGCAUUGACCGACUAGAGAAAAUGUUGCAACUACUAUUCAAUCAGCCAAACGGAUCCUGAACUAAGUGUGGUUUAAAAAGAAGAAAGCAGAAAUAAUAGCAAAUUUGAAGAUUUGAACGUUCUGUACUGUCAUUAGCAGAAUGUUUUUCUACAGCUCUGCAGUUCUAAAAUAAUCUGAAUUGUUGAAAAAAUACUUCCCAAGCCUAACAACACUUGCAGACCCAAAAUGGUUUGUGCAAAACAGUCAAGCACACUGAAGAUACAUGGUGUAUGGGCACAUGAAACUUCCUGUGCAUAUAGCAAAGAGUCAGUGUACGUGCGCAGCUGGCUUGUGCAACUGCAGUGUUCAGUUUCCAGAUCCUGGGCAAGUUAGGCUGUUAGAAUCUGGGGAAAGCAAUAAUCAUAGCACGAAAGGCAGGGCAACAGAUUACCAUUAAAAGCAGCAGGACUGGCCACUUUGUGGAGUUUGGGAGUUUUGUUUAAGCAUAUAAUGAUAAUAAACACUGCCUUCAUGAAGAAGAAAUGAUGGAGAGGAACCUGCUCUAGUGGUCAUUUAGACUAAAGCUUACAGCUUGUAGAAAGUAUAGAGAAUCACAUGCCCUUUUACAACCAGUUAGAAAAUUAGUACUUCAGUACAAAAGAGGGGAGAAGGAGGCCAGAACUGUUUCAUUAAUUGUAUAGAUCACUCCUAAAAUGGUCUUGGAAUUAUCAUUACUAUAUUUUUUUCCCCUUCCACAUACAAAAAGUAUUAUGCAAGGACAUCACUCUGGUAGGCAUGGAUGGCAGUAUUUGUGCAAGAAGUAUUCUUAAAUACGCAGGCGGAUCUUCAUUAAUACACUUGACUUCUGGCACACAAGCAAAAGGAGCGAUUUUACCACUCUAGAUAGAGCAAAUAUAUUCUUCUCCAAGAGGAUGUACUAAUACCAGACAAAUAUUGUCAAAUCUGUAUGCUAGGUGAUAGGCUUUAGUAUUCUAUUGCUUGAUUCUCAAAUACCAAUACAGUUCAUGCUAAAACAAAAGGUUACAUUUCUCUGAAAGGGACAGUUUCUACAAGAGUUUGUGUGGCUCUUUUUAUAGUGAUAGCACAUGGUAGCUGUGUUUUAUGAAUCAGAAGCCCAUUAUCGUGAAGUCUCAUACUCUGGAAGAAAACAUACAUCCUAACCCAGAGAUUUAAGGCAAUGAAUUUAGACUAUUUGUUUUGCUAACAUACUGUUAAAUUUGACAUGAAUGACACGGGCUGACUGCUUAUAAAUAUGGUUACCUUAAAAAAUUGCAUGGAGCUCCACUUACCUAGUUUGUGAAUGAAGCUGUAUGUAACUUCAUAUAUAUUAAAUGCAUAUAUAUGCAGGGGGAGGAAUCAAAGAAUAAAUGCUACUAAAUAUGUUUGGUCAGUAAUCAGAAAGCACAGGAAAAAAUGUACAAUAUUUUGUCCAUGUUUCUGUAACACCUGCAUGUUUUUAAAAUUACUGCUUGAGCUUUUCAAUAUUAGCUGAAUCAUUAAUAGAAAUUAUUUGAUCUCAAAGAUAAUGGAACAUGUGUAGUUAAAAUCAGGCUUCUUAUUUGUAAAAGUUACACUUAUUUAUAACUUUAGAAUGAGGAAGUGUUUCUCAGCCUCACUAUGGGUUUAACUUUUUACCUUUAAUUGUGGUCGCAGCAUUCUGAUCUUGUGUAGUUUGUUUAUGGGGUUUUGAGUAUCUAGUAUUUCAAUAAAGUGACCCUGGCAGCCAAGCAG